UGAAACAGAAUCGAGACCGUCUUCUUUCCCAUCGUCUUUCUAGCCCUUUUAUCCCUCGGUUGAGAUCCUCCGCCUUCGUCGCCGAUCGCUCCAAGUCUUCCACCACUCACCAGCCAUAAGCCGCCGCCAUCUUCUUCCCUUGCGACAGCAGUAUCCGCUAGAUGAAAAGAAUCUGACAUCCCCUUCUACGACCACGACUUAGUUUGGUUUUUCUCGAUUGAUUGGAGAACCGACCACGCAUCAGGAAUCGAUGACGGGUGGUGGUCCGAUGAUGAUGCUGGAGAGGGAUGAUAAGGUGUCGAUGGAGCUGACGGAUGAGGUCUUCAAGAGCAUGGAAGUCGGCAUGGCAUUUCGAGAUUACAAUGGUAGAAUCAGUUCAAUGGAUUUUCAUAGGACAGCAAGUUAUCUGGUAACAGCAAGUGAUGAUGAAUCAAUUCGCCUUUAUGAUGUUCAAAAUGCUCUGUGUUUGAAGACCAUCAACAGCAAGAAAUAUGGGGUUGAUCUGGUUAGCUUUACUGAUCAUCCGGCAACUGUUAUAUACUCCUCGAAAAAUGGUUGGGAUGAGUCUUUGAGGCUUCUUUCUUUAAAUGAUAACAAAUACUUGCGGUACUUCAAAGGUCACCACGAUCGGGUUGUUUCUUUAUCAUUGUGCCCUCGUAAGGAAUACUUCAUCUCUGGUUCUCUUGAUUGGACUUGUUUACUAUGGGAUCAAAGGGCAGAGAAAGCUCAGGGCCUUUUACGUGUUCAAGGCCGGCCAGCAGUUUCCUAUGAUGACCAAGGCUUGGUUUUUGCAAUUGCAUUUGGAGGUCGUAUUCGAUUGUUUGAUGCUCGGAAGUACGAGAAGGGGCCAUUUGAUAUCUUUCCUGUUGGGGGCUUCGAUUCAGAGACCCAUGUUGUAAAAUUCAGCAAUGAUGGGAGGCUUAUGCUAUUGACUUCUAAAGAUGGGCAUGUCCAUGUGCUUGAUUCCUUCCGAGGCAACGUUAUUUCCACUUAUAAUGUAAAGCCAGUUAUAAGCAAGGGAACAUUAGAGGCUUCUUUCAGUCCUGAUGGAAUGUAUGUUGUAUCAGGUUCCGGUGAUGGCAGUGUCUAUGCUUGGAAUAUCAGAAGUGGCAAGGUUGCUUGUUGGGCUAGUACUGAUACUGAGCCACCACUCAUAAAAUGGGCUCCAGGAAGUCUUAUGUUCACAACUGGAUCAUCUGAGCUAUCUUUUUGGGUACCUGACCUAUCUAAGUUAGGAUCAUUUUCUGGUGUGAAAUAAUAAUGUCCAUCAUAUUCCAGUAACCCUAUUUUCCAAGCUCUUCUUCCUUCACUAUGUGCAGUUUGGAAUACCAUUGUUUUCUGGUAUCCUUGAAUGAAAUGCUACACCUGCUGACCGAGGAAUCACCUUCUUACUAUUGAUGAGGGAUAGUUAUCUGCCCGUCUCAUUCUUCCUUCAUGAAGCCAUGUGAAAAAUGAACGUAGUAGGACAACUAAAUCCAUGGGAAAAGCUUUAUUUUUUCAAAAUGCUAAUUGUAUGUUUGACCAAGUUCUUGCAAGUCACACAGUUCCACAUCUUUCAUGCAUUGAGCUAGGAUGAUCCCUGAGUUGUUGCUUCUGGAUUAUGUAUGGUUGUUAACCAGUUUCUAUGAAAAGAGUAUCUAAGUUUGAAUGACCA
This is a messenger RNA of Musa acuminata AAA Group (dessert banana), 1654 nucleotides long. RefSeq names its product protein ANTHESIS POMOTING FACTOR 1-like. Gene Ontology annotation, cellular component: Set1C/COMPASS complex. The transcript has 13 exons. Lineage: Eukaryota; Viridiplantae; Streptophyta; Magnoliopsida; Zingiberales; Musaceae. The record is from RefSeq and is a predicted model, not a curated record. Bases 251 to 1258 code for a protein of 335 amino acids. Gene Ontology annotation, molecular function: protein binding; chromatin binding.